GGGGACAGCCCGGGGGAGGGGGAUGGGUGGUCGGUGUUGUGGGGGUCUGUGGGCCCCCCUUGACUCUUUCCCUCCCCAGGCCUGGCUGCAGCAGUAUGGGUACCUCCCCCCCGGCGAUUUGCGAACCCACACCCAGCGCUCACCCCAGUCGCUCUCGGCCGCCAUCAGCGCCAUGCAGAGCUUCUAUGGUCUGCGGGUCACUGGGACUGCUGAUGCCAACACCAUGAGGGCCAUGCAGCGGCCCCGCUGUGGCGUCCCAGAUAAGUUCGGGGCCGAGAUCAAGGCCAAUGUGCGGCGCCGGCGCUACGCCAUCCAGGGCCUGAAAUGGCAGCACAACGAGAUUACAUUCUGCAUCCAGAACUAUACACCCAAGGUGGGCGAGGCGGCCACGUUGGAGGCCAUCCGCCGGGCCUUUGGGGUGUGGGGGGCGGCCACACCGCUGCGCUUCCGCGAGGUGCCCUACGCCCACGUGCGCCAGGGCCGGGCGCCCCAGGCCGACAUCAUGAUCUUCUUCGCCGAGGGCUUCCAUGGCGACAGCACCCCCUUCGACGGGGAGGGGGGCUUCCUGGCCCACGCCUACUUCCCUGGCCCCCACAUCGGUGGCGACACCCACUUCGACUUGGCCGAGCCCUGGACCGUCCGCAAUGAUGACCUGAAUGGGAACGACAUCUUCCUGGUGGCCGUGCACGAGCUGGGCCACGCGCUGGGGCUGGAGCAUUCGAACGACCCCUCGGCCAUCAUGGCGCCCUUCUACCAGUGGAUGGACACCGAGAACUUUGUGCUGCCAGACGACGACCUGCGGGGCAUCCAGCAGCUCUACGGGAGCAAGUCGCGGGUCCCCACCAAGGCCCCCCAGGUGCCCCGCACCACGGCCAGGCCUCACGUGCCUGACGAGCCCAGCAACCCCCCCUAUGGCCCCAACAUCUGUGACGGCAACUUUGACACCAUCGCUGUCCUGCGUGGGGAGAUGUUCGUCUUCAAGGAGCGUUGGUUCUGGCGGGUCCGGAAUAACCGGGUCAUGGAUGGGUAUCCGCUCCCCAUUGGCCAGUUCUGGGUCGGUCUCCCAGCAUCGAUCAGCACGGCCUAUGAGAGAAAAGACGGGAAAUUUGUCUUCUUCAAAGGUGACAAGCACUGGGUGUUCGAUGAAGCCAUCCUGCAGCCUGGGUACCCCAAACCUCUCCGGGAGCUGGGCCGGGGGCUCCCCAGUGAUCGCAUCGAUGCCGCCCUCUUCUGGAUGCCCAGCGGGAAAACCUACUUCUUCCGGGGCAACAAAUAUUACCGUUUCAACGAGGAGAGCCGCUCGGUGGAUGCCGAGUACCCCAAGAACGUCGCCGUCUGGGAGGGGAUUCCUGAGUCACCCCGUGGGGCCUUCAUGGGCAGCGACGAAGCCUUCACCUAUUUCUACAAGGGCGGCCGAUACUGGAAGUUCAACAACCAGCAGCUGCGGGUGGAACCGGGCUACCCCAAGUCGGCGCUGCGGGACUGGCUGGGCUGCAGGGGCGGCCGGCGCGAGGAUGACGAACGGGAGGAGACCGAGGUCAUCGUCAUCGAGGUGGACGAGGCGGGGGGCGGGGCGGUGGACAUGGCCGCCGUGGUGCUGCCCGUCAUGCUGCUGCUCUGCGCCCUGGCGCUGGGCGCCGCCAUCCUGAUCUUCAAACGCCGCGGGACCCCCAAGCGGCUGCUGCACUGCCAGCGCUCCCUGCUGGACAAGGUGUGAGGGGUGGGGCUCCCCGGCCCCGCCCGCCUCCCCGGCUUCGCCCCCUGCUGGACAAGGUGUGGGCGGGGGUUCCCCUGGCUCCUCCCCCUGCUGCACAGCCAGUGCCCCCUGCUGGAUAAGGGAUGGGGCUCCCCGGCCCCGCCCGCCUCCCCGGCUUCGCCCCCUGCUGGACAAGGUGUGGGUGGGGGUUCCCCUAGCUCCUCCCCAGCUCCGCCCCCUGCUGCUCAGCCAGUGCCCCCUGCUGGACAAGGUGUGGGCAGGGGUUCCCCUGGCUCCUCCCUGGCUCCGCCCCCUGCUGCUCAGCCAGCACUCCCUGCUGGACAAGGUGUGGGUGGGGGUUCCCCUAGCUCCUCCUUGGCUCCGCCCCCUGCUGCUCAGCCAGUGCCCCCUGCUGGACAAGGUGUGGGCAGGGGUUCCCCUGGCUCCUCCCCGGCUCCGCCCCCUGCUGCUCAGCCAGCACUCCCUGCUGGACAAGGUGUGAGAGGCAGGGCUUCUCUCUGGCUCCUCCCCUUAAGCUCCUCCCCUUCCCUGCUGGACAAGAUGUGAAGGGUGGGGGCUUCCCCUUGGCCCCUCCCCCUUUCUGACAUUCCUCCCCCCCCAUUGAAGCGUGCUGAGCGCGCUCAGUAGCCUGCAGGGUGACCCCUGACCCCUCCCCUUGUGUAACCAUGUGUCCUUUGACUUCCUGGGGAAGGACCAAAGUUCAGGCCCGUCAGUUCCCCUACGACCUCUCAACUUUCACCACACCACAGGGGAAGCCAAUGGGAGACAGCGGUGUGAUUGCCUCCCCAGAGGUCAUGCUGGCUCCCCCCCCCCCUGGCCUUGGGCACAUGAGCUAGCCAAUCAGCUUGGCUCUAUUCCCCCCUUUGCCAAGCUGGGUUGGGCUGAAUCUCCCAUUGGUCUGUGCACAAAGGGGGGCGGGGUCAUCUGUGGAACAGAGGCCCUUGAUUGGCCCUCAGGUACUUUAGACAGGGCCUUGGGAACCCAGGGGUGGAGCUACAGAGGGGGGGAGGGGCCAUACGGCCCAUGGGGGUGGAGCUAUUAAAAGAGGGACGGCAUUUGGCUGAAGGGGUCAGGGCUUUAGUAUUAAAUAGCCAGGUCUAUGCAGAUAAGGGGCUUUGCAUUCCAGUGGGUGGGGCUAUGCAAAUAAUGGGGUCUGCAUGCCAGUGGGUAGGGCUAUGCAGAUGACGGUUGCCACACAGUCCAAUGGGCAGAGCUAGGGCAUAUAGAGGUCAAAACAAGGGCUUUCUAAUGGGCAGGGCUAUGCAGAUGAGGGAGAGGGAUAAGGCUGGACCAAGAGCAGGGCAUGAUGGGAAAACAGGCAGGGUGCUCAGGGGCAGAGACAAAGAAAGGGGGCACGGCCUUACUUUGCCCCCACUUUCCUGCAGGGCCCCAAAAAGGAUGGCAGGGAAUCUUGCCUCCUCCCCAUCCUGAGUAAUAGGGGACACAUCCCUGUAGGGGUCACCCAGGAAUUAGCAGCCACGCCCCCAGAAUCUGCCUAGGAAAGAGGGUUAGGGGGAU
Gopherus evgoodei (Goodes thornscrub tortoise) is the source of this 3235-nucleotide messenger RNA. It is a transcript of the gene MMP14, whose product is annotated as matrix metallopeptidase 14. The coding region runs from base 23 to 1717 and encodes 564 amino acids. Gene Ontology annotation, molecular function: metalloendopeptidase activity; zinc ion binding. Gene Ontology annotation, biological process: skeletal system development; extracellular matrix organization; zymogen activation. NCBI's taxonomy places the organism in Eukaryota, Metazoa, Chordata, Testudines, Testudinidae. The transcript is spliced from 9 exons. Gene Ontology annotation, cellular component: extracellular matrix. The record is from RefSeq and is a predicted model, not a curated record.